AUGAAGAUUUUCAAGUCUCUUCAAAUUAUUCUGCUGCUCAUAUUCUGCAGCAGACAAACCACAGCACAAACCAAAAACACAUACAUAAUUCACAUGGACAAAUCCACCAUGCCAGAAACAUUCACUGAUCACCUUAACUGGUUUGACACAUCGCUUAAAUCAGUAUCAGAAACAGCAGAGAUUCUCUACACCUACAAACACAUAGCUCAUGGAUUCUCCACAAGACUUACUCAUCAAGAAGCUGAAACACUUUCAAACCAACCAGGAAUUCUCUCUGUUAUCCCUGAACUCAGAUAUGAACUUCACACAACAAGAACACCACAGUUCCUUGGUUUGCCACAAACCAACACUCUUCUACCUCAGUCUAAACAACAGAGCCAGGUGAUUAUCGGUAUUCUUGACACUGGUAUAUGGCCAGAGAUAAAAAGCUUAGAUGACACAGGACUUGGUCCAAUCCCAAGCAGCUGGAAAGGCGCAUGUGAAACCGGUAACAACAUGAAUUCAUCAAACUGCAACAAAAAACUAAUUGGCGCCAGGUUUUUUGCAAAAGGGUAUGAAGCAGCACUUGGUCCAAUAGAUGAAACAACAGAAUCAAGAUCCCCUAGAGAUGAUGAUGGACAUGGAACUCACACGUUAACAACAGCCGCAGGUUCUGUUGUAGCAGAAGCUAGCUUAUUUGGUUUAGCUUCUGGUACAGCAAGAGGCAUGGCUACGCAAGCGCGUGUAGCAGCUUAUAAAGUAUGUUGGACUGGUGGUUGUUUCACGUCCGACAUAGCUGCUGGAAUGGAUAAAGCUAUUGAAGACGGCGUGAACAUCUUAUCAAUGUCCAUAGGUGGCAGCUUAACGGAAUAUUACAGAGACAUCAUCGCAAUUGGUACUUUCACAGCAAUGUCUCAUGGAAUUCUAGUCUCAUCAUCAGCUGGAAACGGUGGACCAAGUGCCGAAAGCUUAUCAAACGUUGCACCAUGGAUAACAACAGUCGGAGCCGGAACAAUCGACCGUGAUUUCCCUUGUUACAUAACACUUGAAAACGGAAAAAACUACACAGGCGCGUCACUUUACAACGGAAAACCUUUACCAGACUCAUUGCUACCACUGGUUUAUGCGGGAAAUGUGAGCAAUUCCGCAGUUGGGUAUCUUUGUAUACCUGAUUCAUUAACAAAAUCAAAAGUUUUCGGCAAAAUCGUGAUAUGCGAAAGAGGUGGCAACUCAAGAGCUGAAAAGGGUCUGGUAGUAAAAAAUGCCGGGGGAAUAGGAAUGAUUCUGGCUAACAAUGAAGAGUAUGGUGAAGAAUUAAUAGCUGAUUCUCAUCUUCUACCAGCAGCAUCGUUGGGUCUAAAAUCAAGCAAUAUCCUAAAAAACUACGUUUUCACCACUAAAAAUCCUAAAGCUAAACUAGUAUUCGGUGGCACACACUUACAAGUUCAACCUUCACCAGUGGUAGCAGCAUUCAGUUCAAGAGGACCAAACUCUUUAACACCGAAGAUUCACAAACCCGAUUUAAUAGCUCCGGGUGUAAACAUCUUAGCAGGUUGGACCGGUUCAAUUGGUCCAACCGGUCUAACCACAGACAAAAGGCACGUGAGUUUCAACAUUAUAUCAGGAACUUCAAUGUCAUGCCCUCACGUGAGUGGUUUAGCUGCUAUAGUUAAAGGAGCUUACCCUGAAUGGAGCCCUGCUUCUAUACGGUCAGCGUUAAUGACCACAGCAUACACCUCUUACAAAAACGGUGAAACAAUCGAAGACGUUGCAACCGGGAAACCCGCUACUCCGUUCGAUUUCGGGUCUGGACACGUGGACCCUGUUUCCGCCCUUGAUCCUGGACUUGUUUACGACAUCAACGUCGAUGAUUAUCUUGGAUUUUUCUGUGCCUUGAACUACACGUCGUCACAGAUCAAAAUCGCGGCGAGGAGAGAUUUUGUUUGUGAUAGAAAGAAAAAUUAUAGGGUUGAGGAUUUCAACUAUCCUUCUUUUGCGGUUGCUUUGGAAACAGCUUCGGGAAUUGGCGGUGGUUCGGAUAAGCCGGUGACGGUGGAAUACAGUAGGGUUCUUACGAAUGUUGGUGCUCCGGGGGUUUAUAAAGCGUCUGUGGUGCUUUCGGCGGUGGAUUCUUCAUCGGUGAAGGUUGUGGUGGUGCCGGAGACGAUUAGGUUUGGGGUGAAUGAGAAAAAGGGUUAUACGGUGCGUUUCACGUGCGGUUCGAUGCCUUCUGGAACCAAGAGUUUUGGUUAUUUGGUGUGGAGUGAUGGGAAGCAUAAGGUUUCGAGUCCCAUUGUGUUUAGUUGGACUUGA
This is a messenger RNA of Lathyrus sativus (Indian pea), 2292 nucleotides long. The record is from the annotation of a GenBank genome assembly. NCBI's taxonomy places the organism in Eukaryota, Viridiplantae, Streptophyta, Magnoliopsida, Fabales, Fabaceae.